GUCAACGUCAAAGUUGUCAACAUUUUCAAACACGCUCUCUCUCUAACGACUUUAUUGUCGUCACGUAUCGCUUUAUUAUUUAUUUAUUGUAUAAUAUUCCUAGAUUUCUCGGAGCUUUAGAUCAUCUAUCGUAUAUAACAUUAAUCAGUGUGCGAUCAAUAAUGGCAUAGAAUAAUACCAUACCCCACUUUUGCAUGUGAAAACUGGACUUUCGCGUUAAGCGUUACAAUGCUAUCUACAUCGGAUUUAGAAAGGCUAAUUGCAGUGAAAAGGCGUGAGAUAGAAAAUGAAAAAGCGCGACUGGGGCUGCCGACGCGACCAGACGUGAGUUAGACUAUACUCUGUAAAGUUAGCGCCAAACGGUAACCAUUAACCACCUGUUGUUUGCUUCGUCUAGCAUAUCGCACUAUCGAUUUUCCAGCCAGUGAGAGCCGGUGCGCAUCGACGUUGCUGCAUUCACCGGCUAAUUUCUCAAAUCGCCGCAAUUUAAGUUAAUUUUGUGUUUUUUAUGUAAAUUAGUGCUUGGUGGAACUUUUUGUAAACAAGUGAGCUUAAGUGGUGAAUAUUUUAUGGUGCUUAGAGUGGUUAGCAUAGGGUUUAAAAUAAUUGUAUUGUACUUAGUUAAACUAUUUGUAUAAAUUAGUCAGCUGCUGGUUUUCAUUGGCAAUUACCUUUUAAUACUGAAGGCUUAUUAAAGGAGAGCAACAAUAAAGAAAAUGCUGCACCGAAACAGAGCGGAAAAGUGAGCGAAGUAAGAGUAGAACAGAAUGAGCAGAGCAAGGAGGAGGGAGAGAGAGAGACUGAAGAGAUUCCGCCCGACCUAGAGAGAUAUAUACGGCGCUACCUAGGGCUUCCCGUAAUGCUAAAAGCGGGUGAAUACUCCCCGAACAACCCCCUUAUACGGGGCGAGAGGUCGUCCGGCGACGCGUUACUAGGACUAGGGGAGUAUGAACGAAGAAGGAACACGCUUAGGAAGCUGCGACAGCAACAGUAUAGAGAAUAUCUCGACCAGCAAGCGAAGAAAAAGCAAGAAGAGAAAGAACAAGCAGAACGAGAGAGAAGAGAGCGCGAGCAACGGGAGAGAGAGCGAGAAGAACGCGAACGAGAGAGGGAGAUAGAACGACUGGAAAGAGAUAGAGUCAGCCCGGAGCGGCCGCGGGCGUUCAUCAACACUGUGUUUAGUGCUACGCAGACUUUUACCAGCAAAGUAGACACCGCUGUGCAGACGACCACGGCAGGCAGGCCUCUCUCGGUGGCCGUGCAGACGGACGACGCUGAAUUCUACAGGUUGUCGUCGCCGUUGAAAUGUCCGCUGACGCAGGCGGAGCGCGAGCUGUCCCCGCGCACGGUGGCGCCCGAGCGGCGCAGCCUGCCCGACUUGGGGCAGUCAUUGUGCCGUCCAGAGCGAGGCACGGGCGCGGAGCGAUACAAGCCUUCUUUGCUGGACGCCGACGCUGUACAGCAGCGGAACGCUAUGGCCGAAAAGGAGGCCGCUGCCAAACGCCAGUACUAUCAGCAAGAGCUCAAGAACCAGAUACUUGAGCAGCAACGUAUUCGGGAGGAAAGGAAAGCGAGGGAAAAGUUGCUAGAGGCGGCGGAGAUGCGGCGGCUAGAAGAACAACUUCGAAUGCUACGUGGAGCUCAGGAGCUCGAGCUUAACAAGCACGCCGCACAACAACAUCAAAUGAAAGAAAACGCAACAGACUACGAAAAGAAGCGAACGGCGCUACAAAAAGAAAUAGACUUGGAGCAACAUGCGCUGAUCCGCGCGCGCACACACACGCACACUUCUCACAGCGACGGACUGCCUUCCAAGCCCUCCAAGAUCCCCUUCUACUGCCCCGCCGUCCACAAGAACAAGGAGAAGAAACACUUCUCCACGAACAUUCCAGAUCAUUCCAUCUUCUCACCGAAUUACGACGUCGAUACAUAUCUCCGAAAGAAUCUUAACCCUUCCAAGGAGAUGCUGAGUUCUCGGCUAGAUACGUCGAGUUCCGAAUGCCUCGCGUCCAAAUAUCUCGCCCGGUACGACCGGGAAUCCAGGCUAACAGACAGAAGUGAUAAAGCGGAGAGAAGAGACAAAGAGGAUAAUAGAUUAAGUAAAAAAGUAGUUGUAGAAGCUAUAGUACACGACCGUCCGAAAUACGAGCCUAAAGAAAUCGAUAACCCUAUACCCGUGUUAAGACAUUCACCGGUCAAUGUAAGGACUGUCCAGAAAAAUACAGAUUUAAGCGAAGCGAUGCAAGUUGUAGAUGAUAAGUGGAAAGUGCCUGUUGUUCAGAAGAAUAUUCUGAAGAGUUUGCCAAACGAGGAGGGGAAGAGCGUGAGCAUUCUCACGCAGCUGGGGUCCAUUAGGAGGCAGCUUCAGCUGGAACAGUUGAAGCUGGAUAAGAUGCUGACGAAAGACAGCGCUUGAGGUGCUAGUUAUGUGUAGUCUUAACGGCCUCGAAAAUAUAACUGCGUUUAAGUGCAGUUUUAUAAUACUGAGGGAUUUUGGCGUUGUGGUGAUGUAAGAAUGUGUUUGAUAGUCCUGCUAAAAAAUUAAAAAGACUGGAAGUAGACGAAAAAUUGAUGCAGGGGUAUAUUUUUUCACGAUUUUCAUAUCGGUCUCACGAGAAACCUUUUCAGAACGACCAUUAAUUAUAAACAUUUGGAUCACGACCCCAAAAUCGCCCGGUAAAAGUAAAAACAAAAACCAUAUGAUGUUGUAAAUUAGAUUAUUGAAAUGUUACCAGCAUGUCUAACAUGUUUUACUAAUAAUGCUUCUGCUUACAUAAUAAUGGCCUAAGUAUGACCUACAGUACGAUUAUCAUAAGUUAACGAUUCGGGUUUAUAUCUAUCGUGCUCGCACUUAUGCGAUCCCGAUAAGAGCCAAAGCUGAAGGGUAAAAGCCGAAUCGUUAGCCGAUUUUAAUCGCACUGUAACCAUAAAAAUAUACCAAUAAUGUAAUAUACAAUUUCUGCAUUUACCAGUUCUCCCAGGCUACGUUCUAAGAUCUCAAUUAUUUUAUAAUUUGUUCAAAUACCAUUAAAUAUUGAUCCAACAAAAAAAGAGAGACAAAUUAGUAUUUUGUGCUAUUUUGACACCAAUUUUAAUUAUUUGUAUUUGAAUUAAAAAUGAUAACAAUACUCCGUACUUUUAGGUACAUAAAAUAAUG
Leguminivora glycinivorella is the source of this 3157-nucleotide messenger RNA. Its product is annotated as trichohyalin-like. Lineage: Eukaryota; Metazoa; Arthropoda; Insecta; Lepidoptera; Tortricidae. Bases 860 to 2416 code for a protein of 518 amino acids. The record is from RefSeq and is a predicted model, not a curated record. The transcript has 10 exons.